ACGCAUUCGGGCGCAGUUCGAGCUGAAAAUAGAACCUACAAGUCUUGACGUAUUUCUAAGAUAUUAAGAACGUUGGUGUUUGUACAAGUGAACUUCUUACUUUUUUGGGCCAUUCCCGUUCCCAGUUGAAAGGGAAAUUUGAAGUGACCUAAAAUAUUUGGUUGAGAAAAGUGCAAAAAUGACGAGUGCAAGUCUUUUAUCGCGUUCUCUUAUCACAGAAGCUCCUCGCUCAAAAAAUCGCUCGGUGUUCACGCUGAUCGUGGGCUUGGUGGUUGGCUACUGCAUGGCGCAGCUCUUCUCGAGAAUUUCGCCGCAUGAGAGUCUGUAUCCGUAUCUCAGUCGCCGCCUCAGCCUUCCCAGCGAUUCAACAAGUGGCCAUCAGGAACCGGGACGCAAUCCCUUCUCGCACGAUCAUCCCAAUGACAAUACCACCGUAGCCGAGCAGCUCAAGAAGGAGGUUCGCGUCCUCUGCUGGGUGAUGACCAAUCCCACGAAUCACAAGAAGAAGGCUCGCCACGUGAAGCGAACGUGGGGCAAGCGCUGUAAUAUCCUGCUCUUCAUGAGUUCCGCAGAGGACGAUGAGCUGCCCACGGUUAAGUUGAAUGUGGGCGAGGGCCGUGAGAAUCUGUGGGCCAAGGUCAAGGAGGCUUUCAAGUACGUCUACAAGCAUCACUAUAACGAUGCCGACUUUUUCUACAAGGGCGAUGACGACACUUAUGCGGUGAUCGAGAAUAUGCGGUACAUGCUUUAUCCGUACAGUCCCGAAACCCCCGUGCAUUUUGGCUUCAAGUUCAAGCCGUUUGUGAAACAGGGCUAUAUGUCCGGUGGAGCGGGCUAUAUACUCAGUCGGGAGGCUCUGCGGCGAUUCGUGGUCGAGGGCAUUCCGAAUCCCAAGAUGUGCCUGCCGGGAACGGUGGUUAACGAGGACAUCGAAAUCGGGCGCUGCAUGGAGCAUCUGAAUGUUACGGCCGGCGAUUCCAGGGACGAAAUCGGACGAGGACGUAUGUUUCCAUUUGUCCCGGAACACCAUUUAAUUCCGGCCAAGUGGGAUAAGAACUUUUGGUACUGGAACUAUCUCUUCUACAAGACUGAUGACGGACUAGAUUGCUGCUCGGACUUGGCCAUCUCCUUUCAUUAUGUGGACCCAAAAGAUAUGUACGUGCUGGACUAUCUUAUCUACCAUUUGAAGCCAUACGGCUUGAUGAGAUCUCUAGAGCCUCUGCCGGCCAAACUCAAAGUGGGUCAGUUGCUGCCACCUCCCGUGGACGACCUCAUGGCUAGUAAUGAGGACUCUGUGGAUGAUUACGACAGGAUUUACACGACCACAACUGUUAAGCCCAAGGAACCGGAUGCAAGGGAAAUGGACUCCAAGGAGGUGGAAAAAGAAGAGGCAAAAUAUAGGGAAAAAGAGGAUAAAGAGGAAAAGGAUCAUUCACGAAGAUCUGACAAUGACUCGGAGUUUACUGAAGAGGACAAACAUAAGCAUUCCAAGUCCAAAGAAACUACUGAAGAAUAGUAAUAUUGCAUUACGGCUAUAAAGCCAAGACACUUCUCAACCUAAAACGGGGUUUACUUUCAGUCAUAAGCGAUAUAUUUAAAAAUUCAAAUUUGUUACUUUUUAAACAUGUUUUUCGGUUGUCAGUAAGAAUGAUACGAUUUUGUAUAACUGAUUUUAUUUAACAAUGGUCUUUUAACUGAAUUCUUUGUAAAAAUCUACUUUAAAUCUUAAGUUUAAGAACCUUUCUAAUGGCUGUACAAACAGACCUAUAUUCGUGUAAAGUAAAUCAAUAAAGAUUUCAUUUACCUAUUUAA
Drosophila takahashii is the source of this 1812-nucleotide messenger RNA. Its product is annotated as glycoprotein-N-acetylgalactosamine 3-beta-galactosyltransferase 1. The record is from RefSeq and is a predicted model, not a curated record. Gene Ontology annotation, cellular component: membrane. Gene Ontology annotation, molecular function: N-acetylgalactosaminide beta-1,3-galactosyltransferase activity. Lineage: Eukaryota; Metazoa; Arthropoda; Insecta; Diptera; Drosophilidae.